Molecule: messenger RNA, 6362 nt
Organism: Spea bombifrons (plains spadefoot toad)
Lineage: Eukaryota; Metazoa; Chordata; Amphibia; Anura; Pelobatidae
Gene: ZNF831
Product: zinc finger protein 831
Exons: 6
Coding region: 10-5295 (1761 amino acids)
Source: RefSeq, a predicted model, not a curated record
UGGUUGACCAUGGCUGUAUCUGGGGUCCAUGAGAGUCCACCCAAUGCAAAAACAUGCCGAGUAUCCCCCACAACUGGGCACAUGAAAGCAGUUCCAAUCCCCCUCUAUCAGCUCCCCCAAGUGGAUAGCUUACAGUCUGUGGUCAACUUGGGAACAGCUGCUCUGACGACAACCGUGGACAGCGUCAACUUAUCUGUAGUGAUAAGUUCUCCUCUGCCAACUAAUAUCCAGAAAAAUUCCAUCCAGACACUCACGCUGAACCUCGUCAACACUUUACCAAUUCUGUCUCCUGGUUACUCUCCCAGCAUUGCCAGUGCCAACCUGGCCAAAUCGAAGAAUGUAGGUAAACAUGUGUGUUCGCAUUGUGGUCGAGAUUGCUUGAAGCCAAGCGUCUUGGAGAAGCACAUCCGCUCACACACUGGGGAAAGGCCGUUUCCAUGUACGACCUGUGGCAUUUCUUUUAAAACUCAGAGCAACUUGUAUAAGCACAGAAGAACUCAGACGCAUGUGAACAACACCAAACUAAGUUUAGACUCAGAUGUUGGCCGGUGUCUGGAGGACAACGUGACAUGUAGUCUUCAUGAGAAAAAAGAGGGGCAUGUUUGUAUAGAUACAGGACAAAGCACACAAUGUGAAAUGACAAACACCAGCUCUAAACAAGAAAACAAUUUAAAAGUCUUUAUAAGUGAAGACAUAUCUUCUCAAGCAAACAGUUUGCAACCUAGUCACGGGAGUUGUGGUAAGACACAAGGGGAGCAUGUCCCAGUGGCCAUUAUCUCUCCGACUGUACUCAACCAAAGGAGGAUGCUAAAAGACCAAAGGUCCCCCACUGCCGGCCGACAGAUUCAGUUGCAGCGACAGUACGAGACCUGCGUGGAGUAUACACCCUCCGAUCGCAAACUGAAGAAGUGUGAAAGCACCGACUCUGGAUACCUGUCACACUCAGACAGUGCUGAUCUACAAAUGUUUUCGGGGAGCCCCCUUCACAGCCUAAGCGAGUGCAGCAUUGAGUCUGAGCAUGUACUCAGCAGAAGCUCCCUGCACGUAACAAGUGAGGACUAUGAUGAUAAAUCAGUGACCGGGAAAAAAAGAUUGGAAGAGCAUAUAGCCAUGCUGAUAUCCCAAAAUCAAGCAGUGGUUGAAGACACGCACUUGGACAACGUUCGGCCACGGAAGACGGCUCUGUCCAAGCAGGGGAGCAUCGACCUUCCAAUGCCCUACACUUUCAAGGAUUCCUUUCAUUUUGAUAUCAGAUCACUGGACAUGAACAGGAAGAAGGUAUCUCUGUGUUCUGCCAAGUCGACAUUCGCUCCCAUGGAAAAAACAAGGCCCCUCUUUUUUCAUUCAGUGCCCACGCAGUUCUCGACGACCACAGAGCACAUGACAGUGACACGUUGUAACUCUUUGCCAUUUGCAGAGAACUGUAGGUUUACUCAAGAAAGGCAAACAUCGACAUCGCUCUCCCCAGUCAAACAGCCUUUGGACACAACUUUAGCAAAGGCUUCGGCGUUGACGUUGGAUCUUUCAAGCAGCCACCCACGAGGGCUCGUUAGACAGACCGCUGUGGAUGAGAUACCAACUAACCAUUUGUCUGAAGGUCAUAUUCCAGAGGAGAUGAAAAGCAAGAAGAAGCUAGCUGAUGAUCGGACCACAUCGAAGUGUAAAACUACUAGUAAGAGAGGUGGCCCUAAAAAGAUGUUUUCUCAUGAAAAGUGGCAAAUGUAUGGGGAUGAGACAUUCAAGAAACUUUAUCAAAAAAUGCAAAAAAAUGAGAAUGCCAGAAAGGCGAAGCAAGGGGUUGCGGAACAAAAGAUCUUGGGCAAGAACCAAAAACAUCCAACGGCAGUGGGUGGCACCGUGAAUUUCAGUGACAAUCGUCAUUCUUCUGUGAAAGUCUCACCAUUAAGUUCUCAAGAAACAGCUUCAGUUGAAAUCAGCCAAGAACCCAUCAAGAACAUGGAAACACAGACACAAAGUGAAAACCUCCAUGACUCUUCAGAUUGUAUCAAAAAAACUAGCACAAUGCGAUCUGGAAUUGAUUGUGAUGUUACCCAAAAGGAUGUGCAGGAGUGUGGCUUGGAAAUCAAACUCGCUACCAGCGUAUCAUCUAUACAGACUGAAUUUCCGCAAGCUCUUCUAACAGAUCAGGGCGGUGACAGUGACUUAAAACAUGUGGGCAUCAUUUCACCCGAGGUACAAAGCAAAGUCUCUUCUGUUUCAUAUACAGAUAAGAACACAGCGUCUUUCCGUAAGGAAUCCUUUAACAACUCUAAAAGAAUUUACUCGGAGAGGAAAAAGUUAAAGGUUACAGAGGUGAAAGACAUGUUUUCUGUGGUUAAUUCAGAGCACUUUGUAACAGAUAAUAAUGAUGGCAAUGACCAGGUGCUCUCUUAUAAAAGUUCUGUGGAUCCUUUGCAAAAAGAAGAGGUACAUUCUGAAAGUAUUGAAGAUGGGAGGUAUGGUCAUCAUGACAACAUGACACCCUUGUUAGGUGACCCACAACUGUUGAAGGAGAAUAAACCAAGCUCUUCUUCUCAGCCUAAUCUGAAAUAUAUCGCCUGGAGGUCUUUUGGUAGACUGUCAGCCAAGAACCAGAUUAUGGAAAAAGACACUCAACAGUCUACUGAGGUCUCACCAACAAUGGAAGAAAAUAUUUUUUCUCCAAGGUAUCUAAUAAAGCUACCCUGUGUUGGACAACCUGUUGAGGUAUCUCAGGAGAGUGACCACAAUCUGUCUUUCGAAGAGACUAUGGUCGGCUCUGUGAAUUCUGUACAUACUGAAGACGGUCCACCAUCCAUGUCUAUAUUCCCAUGUCAAGUAGAUCCACUGUAUACAUUGCCUUCAGAAGACAAUAUCAUCAUGAUGUAUCCCUGUGGCAUUAAUUCCCAUUCUCUGAAGGCCCGUCUGAGCCAACUGACUGUUUCUGUAAACCAAGGACAAGAAUUGACACCGGAUUACCAGAAAGGUAAUAACCACCAUGACACAUUGGACAAGACCCAAAGCACAAACAUGGAGCAGAAUGAAGUCCAAUUAGUAAAUUUUGAUCCUUCCUUUAGUAGAAGCUUUUUAAUAUCGUCUGAACUUCAUUGCCCAGAUGACAUAUUACAGCAGCCCAGAGGUAGUAACCAUAUGAUACAUUCAACGAUGACACAGAGCAUUAAUUCAGGAGAAAAAUAUGAAAUGGCAUCUAGAAGUGGUGACCAUGAGUUGAUCAGUCUGGUUACGGAACAUUCUCGGGAGAUAAGGUUACAUAGUGUAGACAAUCUGAAAUCCGACCAGGCUUCCAUGAGCCAACAAACCAAACUGACGGGCGCUCAGGGAAUGGAAAGCUUAAAAAACGCUACAAAGCCUCUGACUGUGGCCUCUGGAAAAUACAAUGGGCAAGCUUCCCAGGUCAGCUUCUCGCUUUUAAACACAGAAGCAUAUCCUACUUGGUGCUGGCUGAACAAAAGGGUCCCACUUCCAGCCGAGCAAAAAGAAAAGACCUUUUCAGUUUAUGCUUCUUUAACAAAGGAGACUUUGAAGGAGAAGAGUCUGAGAUCAAGAAUUCAUACGCCUUCUCAGGAAGAAACACUCAGUGUCACUUUGACCACAACUGGUAACGUGGAACCUCUUGUGUCCUCAAUUCCAUGGAGGUCACAAAAACACAAGGAAAAUGUUAGCACUGUUUUCCAGGAUCCUUGGGAGGGAGAAGUCCAGACGCCUCAUUCCACAAAGUAUUUGGCCCCAGAGCGGGUAAAAGAAAUGGAUGUUGCCAGCCGAUUUAGCAGUACGGAAGCCCAAAUGAAGAUGAAGGCCCAGAAAAGGUGUGAUGCGUUUCGCCAAGAAAUUUCCAACACUGGGGCUGAGAACAAACCGGCGGGGGUCGAAAUCCUUCACUAUAAAACAAUUUACCAAGUGACCAGCUGCGAUCAGGAUGACCAUUAUCGACCAUGCAAACCUCCCGAGUCAGGUACAGAAGAAGCUACCCUUGAGCAGACAAUGGCCAAGCAAAGUGCAGGAGACACGAGCCCUCAGGUCGUGGGUUCUGGGACAGUAAGACCCUUCUCAGUCAAAAUGGAAGAGGGUGGUUCCAGGGAUAAAAAAGAAGAUGAAAGGAUAAGUGAAGAUAUUGUAAUAAAAGCUUCAUUAUCGGCCUCUAUCCGUAAUGACCAGUCUGCUCGGAGUGACCGUCUGGUCAGAACAGAAACCAUUUCUGAGCUAGAAAAUCCGGAAUUCCUCCAGGAAGCUUCCUUUAACCUACAGAAAUCAACAUCUUAUACGCAGUCCAAGGAAAUAAAUCUUCCAGAACGUUCUUUAGACUCCCACGAUCUGCCCACCUCAGAUGUAAAACGCGUUUACCCAAAACAGGGCCUCAGAGACUCCCCGCCUCAGAAGCACAUACGGAGGGUACUGCAGAGGUCGAAAACCAUGGAAGCGGGGUUAAUUGACCAUACCUUCAGUGAUAGUUCUUUAUUUCAAACCGAACACAUUACAGUUAGGCCUACCCUUCCACGCUUGAACUCUUUGGCUACAACCGUAGCUCCCAUGGUCACACCGUGCUUGAAGCCUUUUACGGUACCUGCAUCACCUAUGGACACAUUGUGCUUGAAGCCCUUAUCUGUACCUCCACCAUCCAUGGUCACACCAUGUUUGGAGCCUUUAGGGAUAGUAACUACAUCUGUGGUGGCUCAGAGCAUGGACUACCUAGUGGUACCUACCACACCUAAGACUAUCCCAUGCUUGGACCCAUUACAGAUUCCUAAAGCAACCAUGGCCACACUAGGCUUGAAACCCUUUACUAAAACUACAGCACCCCUGGCCGCACCAUGUGCUAGAUCUUUUUCUGGACAUGAAGGACCUAUGACUACACCCUGUUUGGAGUCUUUGGGAAGAUCCGCAGGACCUGUGGCCACUUUGUGUCCAGAAGCCUUCAUUAAAACCACAACAUCAAUGACCACACAAAAUUUCCCCAUGACCAUUCCUAAAAAAGAUGUGGUCUCGGCUUGUCCAGAACCGGCAUCGAAACUCCAUACUGUUCCCGUGGAAGGAAUUGGCAGACCGACUUCCUCCGGCUCGCAUGAUCCACAAGGGGCUACAAUUUCACAGCAGACUUGCGUGCAUCCUCAGAGAUCUGCAAACUUACCCCAAAUGGGGCAUCCUCCAGCGCCCAACCUUAUGCAUCCAACUGUCUUGCAGUCGGUAAAUUUUAAAUCUCAGAGGAAGCUUAGCCUUCAGGUGAUGAAGAAACACACGCGCGUCGAGUACAGCGACACCAGCAGCGAUGAUGAAGAUCGCCUGGUCAUAGAAAUGUAAGGACAAAUUUUGUCAGAACACCUUUUUCCGCUGGCACCCGCUGUCGACACAGUCAAGCGUUACCUAUCAAAGCGACAUCCUAUAUUUCUUCCCUCUGUCAUCAAAUCAGAGAUUACCAGCAGGAUUUAUUUCCUAAUUCAGAAUCCCCAGUUGGAGAACAGCUGCUUACAUUCUGAGUUUUAUAAAAUGCUCGUGGAUCGCGUCCAAUCUCCAAAGGUGGGAUUUCUUCCGGCCCGUUCCCAAUCAUAUUUCACCUUAUUUUGACUCGUAUAUCCAGCUCUGAACAAUGUGACCAAAAAAAAGGCGCAUAGUUUAUAGUCUAAUGAUAUAAUUAUUUUCCUGAUGUAUCUUUAAACCCAAAAGUCAUUCCCGAAGGACUCGCAGAACCGGUGAUAUUACAGGCGUACUGGGGCAGGACCAGAUGAAUUUGCUGUAUCAUGAUUUUAUGUGUGAUAUACUGUCAAAUAUUUUAAGCAUUUGUGAACUUUAACCGCUGCAUAUUAACCCCCUAAUUGCUGCCUAUUACUGCAGAAUGUACAAUGUACUCUCUCCCGAUGUUGUGAAACGUGAGUGUGGUUGGUCGGGUUAAUGACUUUCAGAACCCUGCACGCAUUCCUGUAUUUUUCAGCUGAAUAAUAAUUUAUUUGUUUAUAUUUGUAAGAAAACAAUGGGUUUUGGAGAGAAAAAAGUCAGUGAUAUUUAAGUAAGAUAGUGGUUCCCAACCCAAUCGGCAAGGCAUUCCGAAAUAUUACCAUCGGAAAACGUCUGAAUGCCUGGCUGGAACCCACUGAGGUAAAUGACACAACACUUCUUAGUUGCUUAAUAUAUAUGUUUAGGACCACGGCACUUUCUCAAAGUGUUAUUAAGUGUCGUAUCUAUAGUUAUGAUAUACUGUACUUUUGUGGUCAUAAUAUACAUUGUUUCCUUUCUUUCGAUUGAGUUCAUCAGAAUGGAGUGUUCUUGAUAAGUGGUUUUAUCAACUACAUGGAUUAUAUUGGGUUUAAAGGGGCAUUGUGGUAACGCCAGCAUAGGUUACAUCGUGUAAAAUUUUUUUGCGGAAUCAAGGA